This is a messenger RNA of Lytechinus pictus (painted urchin), 2361 nucleotides long. RefSeq lists its product as uncharacterized. Lineage: Eukaryota; Metazoa; Echinodermata; Echinoidea; Temnopleuroida; Toxopneustidae. Bases 1 to 2361 code for a protein of 786 amino acids. Gene Ontology annotation, molecular function: nucleic acid binding. The transcript has a single exon. Gene Ontology annotation, biological process: DNA integration. The record is from RefSeq and is a predicted model, not a curated record.
AUGAAAGAGCUGAGCGAGGCUAAACUUGACCGAAGCCUCACACCACCAAGAGCUAUUGACAAUUCAAUAUUAUGUGUGUUUUCAGAUGCAUCAGAAGCUGCCUUCGGGUGCUGCGCUUACCUUAGGUGGCAGAUAGCAGACGGCAGUCUUACUACAAGAUUUGUAGCAGCAAGGUCAAGAGUGGCCCCUUUAAAGAGGCUGACCAUUCCCCGAUUAGAGCUACAAGCUGUUCUGAUGGCGGCAAGGCUGUUUACGGCAAUAAAGGAAGAGACAACUUUGAAGUUGCUAGAGACACUUGACCGAAGCCUCACACCACCAAAAGCUAUUGACAAUCCAAUAUUAUGUGUGUUUUCAGAUGCAUCAGAAGCUGCCUUCGGGUGCUGCGCUUACCUUAGGUGGCAGAUAGCAGACGGCAGUUUUACUACAAGAUUUGUAGCAGCAAGGUCAAGAGUGGCCCCUUUAAAGAGGCUGACCAUUCCCCGAUUAGAGCUACAAGCUGCUCUGAUGGCGGCAAGGCUGUUUACGGCAAUAAAGGAAGAGACAACUUUGAAGUUGCUAGAGACAAUAUUCAUGACAGACAGUCUCAUUACUCUAGCAUGGAUCCACAGUCAGUCCAGAAUGUACAAGUCUUUCGUCUCAUCCAGAGUGGGAGAGAUCCAGAGUGCAUCCAAUCCAGAGAACUGGAGAUAUGUUCCCAGAAAUAUGAACCCUGUUGAUAAAAUCUCCAGAGGCUUAGCAGUCAGAGAUCUGAGUAAAGAAUGGGAACAGGGUCCUGAAUUCCUAUUCAAGCCUAUAAAUGACUGGCCAGAGGACAAAUCGCUCCCUGUACAACAAUGUGAUGAUGAUAAGGAGAGGAGAAAGGUAAAGCAAGUUUUACAUACAACAUGUUCUGGUGUCAUUGGCUGUGAGAAGUAUUCGUCUUGGAGAAGACUCCUCAGAGUCACAGCUUAUGUACAUCGAUUUGUCAAGAAUAUGAAGGCCAGAUGCAAGACGAAAGUUGACGAAGGACUGACAAGAGAAGAUGGUCCACUCACUGCAUCCGAGUUAAGUGUUGCUGAAAUGUACUGGAUCAAGGAGGUACAGAAACCACUUCAUGAACGCUUGAGGUCUGGUGAAUUCAAGGUUCUAAGUCUAUUUCUCAGUGAAGGUAUCAUCAGAGUUGGAGGUAGAGUAGAUGAGAUCAAACGAUCGUAUGAAGCAAGACAUCCAGCUCUUAUCCCUAAUGGUCAUCAUGUAGCUAAGCUUAUCACUCGCUACUAUCAUCAGCAAGGUCAUGCGGGAGUAGCUACAACAUCAGCUAAAAUUCGGACGAGAUACUGGAUUCCAGGAGUUCAACGUUUAGCCAAAUCUGAGAAGUACAGAUGUGUAACAUGUCGAGAGAUGGAGAAAAGAGCGGAAACUCAGUUUAUGUCUGAACUACCUGCUGAAAGGAUGAUGCCUUUUACGCCACCAUUUUACGCUACAUCAUGUGACUACUUCGGACCGAUACCAGUGAGAAUAGGGCGUAACAAGACUGCGAAUUACUAUGGCAUCAUCUUCACGUGUCUGAACACCAGAUCAGUCCACUUAGAGGUUGCACCUGAUUGCUCGACUAUGGAGUUCCUGCAGGCUUUACGACGUUUUUUCGCAGUCCGUGGCCAACCUUCUUGCUUAAUCAGUGACAAUGGGAAGCAGUUUGUUGGAGCUGAGAGAGAGCUGCGAGAAAUGUUAGAGGGCUGGAGUGCAGAUGAGCUAAAGGAGUUCUGUGCUAAGAGGGGCACCGACUGGAGGUUUGUGACGCCAUUAGCACCUCAUCAUAACGGGUGCGCAGAAGCCCUGGUCAAAAGCUGUAAAUUAGCAUUGAAGAAGGCUAUCAAGGAUCAUUGCCUUUUUCCUUUCGAGUUGUACACAUACCUUCAAGAAGUGGCCAAUCUAGUUAAUCAACGCCCCAUCGGGAGGAUUCCCACAGACCCAGAUGCUGAUUCUUACCUAUGCCCUAAUGGUAUCUUGUUGGGUAGGGCAUCUAGCCACGUACCUCAAGGACCUUUCCGUGAUACCAAGAAUCCCUGUCACCGAGUCGAAUUCGUCCAGAAGAUCGUCGAUUCAUUCUGGAAAUCUUGGAUUCAUGAUGUCUUCCCUUUGCUUGCACCAAGAAAGAAGUGGAACGUUGACAGACGCAAUCUCAGGGUCAACGAUGUUGUAAUAAUAGCGGAUCCAAAUGCCAUCCGGGGUAAAUGGACUUUAGGUCAUAUAACUCAAGUGUACCCUGGAGAUGACGGGAAGGUCAUAUCAUUCAAAGUCAAAACUAUAGACUCUGAAUAUAAGAGACCCAUCACGAAGAUAGUAGUUAUAUACCCUUCGGAAGGUUAUGUAGGGGAAUAA